AUGGGCAAAUAUCGUUCUAAAGACGGCUGUUUGACCUGCCGUCAACGUCGCGUUAAGUGCGAUGAAGUAAAGCCGCUAUGUGGAAAUUGCGCGAAGAAAAACCGCGACUGUCAAUGGGAGACACCGCAGACGAAGUUUCGCGGUUAUCAGCCGGGCUCGCCCUCGUCGAGUGCAACGGCGUUGUCAGAGAUGCAAGAGAUGGAUGGUGUUCGUGGCAAUGAUGAGGACCAUGUGGGAUUAUUAGCGCCAGUUCGACGUCAGAGCAAUCACGACCCGAGUGUUAUUACUGCCGAUCAGACCGUCCAGACUUCUGUGUAUCCUUCUGGAAAGGCGACAGAGGGAUUCCAGCAGCCGUUGACCUCUCCCUUUCUACCACAGAUAACUUCGCCUGCAAGAUCCUUGGCUAGCGGUAGCGUCUCGGUGCCCUCCGUUUUUUCUGCGGCACUUCCAACGCUGCCCCACCAUUAUCUAGGGCGAUGGUUGGAUGGGACAGAUGCAUCGCGUCGAUUUACAUUGGAAGUGCCGGAUCAAGUCGGUCGCUGUUCCAUCUUGCUCCAUGCCGUUGGGUGUUUCGCAGCACGCCAUUUGAGGGACGACGCGGCGGCAGAGGAGGCAUAUCAAGCCUGCCUGGCCCUAGUAAUCGAACGUCUCAAUCUGAACGCAGCUUUGCACGACGUUGAUUUGCUUUGCGCUAUCGUCAUCUUGCGCUUUUUUGAACAACUCAUUGUACCGACCAGCUCAGGCGCCGACCAAGAACAGCAUCUAGCCGGCACGUCCGCCAUUCUACGUUCCUCGCAAAAGACCACGGUGGAUCCUUCGGCACCUACCCUACGCGAAGCAGCCUUCUGGGUCUACGUCCGUCAGACCUUGUAUAACGCGACCAUCACCCAGCAACCUCCCAACAUUGACUUCACGUUACGGCUGGAUCCCGUGCCGUCAGCCAUGGUGGACAACCACCCGCUGGCUAGACUAGGAAUAGAGACAGCUUGGGCAAAUCAAGCGACAUGGAAUUGUGCUCGUGUUGCCAACUUUUGCUUUGACAGGAAUCAUACCGCAGGGCCUGCGUUGAGGAUGCAGCAAUGGCAAGAAUUGUGGGACAGUGUUGAAAGCUGGAAAGCGAAUCGUCCACUCAGUUUCGAUCCAAUCUGGAGCGGUUCCGAGGACGACAGCGAUAGCCAGUUUCCUGACAUGUACUUCACCGCCGAUUGGCACGCCGUGGCGUUUGGGUAUUAUCACUUUUGCUGCAUACUUCUGCUCAACUAUAAGCCUGGUCCGAAAUUUGCAAUGCGCUUUGCAAGGCACACGUUAUCAGAUGUAGAGAACAAAGUUCUCGAACAUGCACGAGCAAUAUGUGGGUCUUGCAAAAGCUCACCUGAGUGUAUCACGAACCUGAUCACGUUUUGUCACACCAUCUUCAUAUGGGGGCCUCUCCUGCACGACUCAGCAGAACAAAUUGAAGUCUUGAGCAUUCUGGCCAAUCUCGAAUUGAACCAACGCUGGCCUACCGAGUGGAUCGUGAAUGCGCUCAAACUCGAAUGGGGGGACGGAUGA
Molecule: messenger RNA, 1551 nt
Organism: Paraphaeosphaeria sporulosa
Lineage: Eukaryota; Fungi; Ascomycota; Dothideomycetes; Pleosporales; Didymosphaeriaceae
Exons: 7
Coding region: 1-1551 (516 amino acids)
Biological process (GO): positive regulation of transcription by RNA polymerase II
Cellular component (GO): nucleus
Molecular function (GO): DNA-binding transcription factor activity, RNA polymerase II-specific; zinc ion binding; transcription cis-regulatory region binding
Source: RefSeq, a predicted model, not a curated record